UUCCACUUUACUAGAAACGAAAGUGAUUUCUGCUUCCUGUCUCCACAAGUGGUUGUUUGUUCCAGCAGAAUGGCAGAGGCUACUUUUUCAGUAUCUCAGGAUCAGUUCAGCUGUCCAAUUUGUCUAGAUCUGCUAAAGGAUCCAGUCACUCUUCCCUGUGGACACAGUUUCUGUAUGGACUGCAUUACAGGCUGCUGGGAUCAGGAAGAGCUGAAGGGAAUCUACAGCUGCCCACAGUGCAGACAGACCUUCACUCCAAGGCCUGUUGUUGGCAAAAAUACCAUAUUGGCUGAUAUGAUAGAGAUGUUCAAAAAGACAGCAAUCAAUUCUGUUUCCCUGUACCCAAACUAUGCUCGACCUGGAGAUGUGGAAUGUGACGUCUGCGUUGGAAGAAAACGAAAGGCAGUCCAGUCCUGUCUGAUGUGUCUGUCCUCUUAUUGUGAAACUCACCUCAGAGUUCACAAUGAUCUCAACCCAGGGAAGAGACACAAAGUGGUUGAUGCUGCUGGUAAACUAGAAGAUCUGAUCUGCUCUUGUCAUGAUAAACUACUGGAGGUCUUCUGCCGCACUGAUCAGACAUGCAUAUGUGUGCUGUGUGUUAUGGAUGAACACAAAGGACAUGAUACAGUUUCCGCUGCGGCAGAGAGAAUGGAAAAACAGAAACAGUUGGAGGAGAGCUGCAGAAAAACCCAGCAGACAAUCCAUGAGAGACAUAAGCACCUGGAGCAGAUGAAAGAGGCCAUUAAGUCUCUUAAGCACUCUGCUCAUGCAGCAGUGGAGGACAGUGAGAGGAUGUUUACUGAAAUGAUCCGUUCCAUUGAGAGAAAACGCUCUGAGGUGACCAAGCUGAUUAGAGAUCAGGAGAAGGCUGAAGUGAGUCGAGCUGAAGAACUCAUGGAGAAACUGGAGAAGGAGAUUGCUGAGCUGAAGAAGAAAGAUGCUGAGCUGAAGCAGCUUUCACAAACAGAGGAUCAUACAAGCUUUCUCCGGAGUUUUCAGUCUCUGUGUUCUUUGACUGACCCAGAGGAUUCAUCAUCCAACAUCAGUUUCUGUUCAGAAGUGUCAUUUGAGAAAAUGAAGGAACAUUUGUCUCAGUUGAAAGAUAAAUGGGAAGAUUUACUUAAGGAUGGAGUAGACCAGAUUUCUAUCAAGGCAAAAGUGAUAAGAAUAUUACAUCCCAGUGAGCUCUUGACCAGACAAGACUUCUUAACAUACCUGUGUCAACUCAGUCUAGAUCCCAACACAGCAAAUUCCAAUCUUACUUUGUCUAAUAAUAAUAAGGAAGUUACUUGUAAAAGUGAGAUACCUUCAUAUCCUGACAAUCCAGAGAGGUUUGACUAUUGGCAACAGGUGCUGUGUAAAGAGGCUGUGACUGGAAUAUGCUACUGGGAAGUGGAGUGGAGCCUGAGAGUUUUUGUAUCAGUAUCCUACAAAACGAUCUGCAGGAAAGGAAACGGGUUACAGGCUUGGUUUGGGUACAAUAUGCACUCUUGGAGUUUAGACUGCUCAACUAGUGCAAGCUCUGUCAUACACAAUGGAAAGGUGACUCAACUCAAUGUUAUUCCCAGCAGAAGAAUUGGAGUGUAUGUGGAUCACAAUGCUGGAAUUCUGUCUUUUUACAGCAUCUGCAGUGACAAAAUGACCCUCCUGCACAAAGUCCAGACCAUAUUCACUCAGCCGCUCUAUCCUGGUUUUUGGUUAAAUCUUAACGAAAAAAUAAACCUAUGCCAUUAGGUAUGCCAUUUUUUUUGGUUUGGAUGUCAGGGGUAGAACAUGAUGAGCCUUUUCAGGGGUAGAACAUGAUGAGCCUUUUCCAUCUACUUGUACCCAAAAAUGCCAUCAAUAUGCAGCUUCAUUUCUGACCCUGACUUGCCUUCACGAUAACCCGUCUCAGUCAACUGCAUAUUGAUUCACUUCAAGCAUGUAUUUGUUGUCAAAUAAAGCAGGGCUCUACACAUAACAUCGUAAUUUUUAAGGAUACAUGUUCUUUGGUUGAUUGGUUCAUAUACAUGUUUAUUCAUUUUAAUGAUCUGAUUCAUUGUUCUGUAUACCUGUCUAAUGCAUUCAUUUCAAGGCAAAUUGCAAAUGCAUAAAUUGUCAAAUCCAUAAACUAAAGCCAUCAUGUGGCAUGUGAGUGCAUUGAACUGACCCAUCAAUGUUUAUGCUUAGAAUGUUGCUCAUGGCAUGGCAUUAGGCAUGAAAAUAGUACAUUUUACGAUUUUUAUUGGACAGUGUUUACAUUGACUACAUAGGCUACUGAUAGCGCCAGUCUUACUUGUACUGAUAUCUUGCAUUGCAUACACCAGAGUGACAUUACUUUGGCCAAGAUCUACACUAUCUGACUGCCCUUGUUAUGUAAAGCAAAUGAUCAAUGUUGCCAUUUGAAGAAUUUGCAGCUCUUGAAACUGGUCGUUCUUUUGAGUCCUCAGACCUUGAUAUUGUCAGAUGUAUAGUAUAUAUUACAUGGCAAUUCAUACCGCCAUGUUCAGAGGAAAAGUCUAAUCUGAGUUCUUGUCAUUUGAGCGCAUAACAAACAAAGCUCAACAACCUUUCCAAAUGAUUAGUGUAGACCUACGUAAUAUCAAUCUUGGUUGUGCCUUGUUUUAUGCUGAAAAGUGAAAAUCAGUGACCAUGAGGGUCACCCAGCAGAUGGCAAUAUUUGUCAGCUUGUGUAUUGCUCCUUUAAAGCAGCAGUUUUGUCUAGAAGUAACAUAAAACUACAUAAAAGACCAACUCCAACAAUAAACUGAUAAAAGCUUGUGUUGGUAUGCUAAACUGCUGUAUUUUGGUGUCAUAGCUGGUGAAAAUAUAUUGGGAAAGCAUGUGUUACAUUUUUACAGGGUGGUCAGACCUGAAUCACAGCAGUACAGAGGGCUGUGUUUAUCUGUCCUUUGUCCAAACAUGACCAUAUAUCCUAAAAAUUAUUUGAAGAUGAUACCAAACUAGUUGCCCAUAAAAAUGUAUCACGUAAAAAGUGGCAUAUCAUUGUAUCCAUGUGGAUCAUAUACUGAGUGAUAACAAGCAUCUGUGAAGUUAACCAAGGUGGUUAGAGUAUUGUGGAUGGCAAAGGCCACAACACUGAACAGUGCCUGCAUCAGCCAUUUCCAUUCAUCUUUUGUUUUUUGUUUCAUUUUGAUUUUUAAAAUCAAAAUGACAGUGUGUAGCCACUUUGUCUUUGUUUUUUUCUUUUGUGGAUUUUUUUUAGUUUUUUCCUUGUAAACCCAUCCAGAUGUUCACAAUGUCAUUCAAAUUUCAGUAUAAAAUAAUUGUCAUAGUGCAAAAAAAAUGCUUUUUGGAUUACACUUGAUAAUGAACACUGACUUCAAUAGAUUAUGUUUAUUUGAAGAUCAAAGGCCAUUUAAAUGAGGGAACAUUCCAGGUACAUUUAAUUUGACAUUCAAAGGAGCCUUAUUGGUCACAGUUUUGGCCCACUUAUCUAAUUUCACAAACAGGCACCCAAUACCAUAGAGUUCCUUUGAAAAAGGUAUAUAAACUUCAAUUAAUCAACUACCACUAGAUAUUUAUGCACAACUGGAAGCUAUACAUAAAUCAGUUGUAGAUUCUGUUUUUAUUUGCAUUUUACACAACGUCCCAACUUUUUCUGAUUUGGGGUUGUAUACAAGGAUAUUAAUAACCGGGUUUCUCUGUGUUCAUGUAAACACCAAAUCCCCAAUAUGAUCAAAACCGGGACAAGCCUAAUAACUGGGAUACUGAAGUGAAUGUAAAU
This is a messenger RNA of Alosa sapidissima (American shad), 3727 nucleotides long. RefSeq names its product E3 ubiquitin/ISG15 ligase TRIM25-like. The record is from RefSeq and is a predicted model, not a curated record. Lineage: Eukaryota; Metazoa; Chordata; Actinopteri; Clupeiformes; Clupeidae. The transcript has 6 exons. The coding region runs from base 70 to 1734 and encodes 554 amino acids. Gene Ontology annotation, molecular function: zinc ion binding; protein binding.